Messenger RNA from Pelecanus crispus (Dalmatian pelican), 423 nucleotides. NCBI's taxonomy places the organism in Eukaryota, Metazoa, Chordata, Aves, Pelecaniformes, Pelecanidae. The record is from RefSeq and is a predicted model, not a curated record.
GAGCUUUUUGUUCAGUAUUUGGCUACAUACUCCUACAAACAUGGCAGAGGCAAGGAGAAGAACGCUCUAACUUACAGCGACCUGUCGCAUACUGCAGAGGAGUGUGAGACCUUUCAGUUCCUUGCAGAUAUCUUGCCAAAGAAGAUCCUAGCUAGCAAAUACCUAAAGAUGCUUGAAAAAGAGAAGCGAGAUGGAGAAGUGGGGGAGGAUGAAGAGGAGGAUGAGGAGGAAGAGGAUGAAGACGAAACUGUUGAUGAAGAUGUUGGAUCUUAAGACCAACGAAGAAUUGCUUUAGUUGAUCCAUUUUCUGUUGUAUAAAGGAUGUUAUUUUUGUGACUGAGAAUCCAGAUGCUGGAUAUAUUUAUAUACUGAGCCAUCUGCUUUUGCUUUGUUUAAGAAGUUUAGAAAUUGAACUUUAUACUU